This is a messenger RNA of Aplosporella prunicola CBS 121167, 1731 nucleotides long. RefSeq lists its product as uncharacterized. The record is from RefSeq and is a predicted model, not a curated record. Bases 1 to 1731 code for a protein of 576 amino acids. Gene Ontology annotation, molecular function: methylmalonate-semialdehyde dehydrogenase (acylating, NAD+) activity; malonate-semialdehyde dehydrogenase (acetylating, [NAD(P)+]) activity. The transcript has 3 exons. Gene Ontology annotation, cellular component: mitochondrion. NCBI's taxonomy places the organism in Eukaryota, Fungi, Ascomycota, Dothideomycetes, Botryosphaeriales, Aplosporellaceae. Gene Ontology annotation, biological process: L-valine catabolic process; thymine catabolic process.
AUGGCCGCUCGCCGCGUCUUGUCCCGCAACAUCCCCACUCUUGCUUCUCGCACCAGUUUCCCCAGAGCGGCCGCAAUCUCCGCGCGGACAAUGUCAUUGCCAAAGCCUACACCGAACAGGAUAGCCACUCGGCGCCUGCAUGCUACCGCGCAGCAUCUGAAGCCUGCUGCGACCACGACGGCUGCCUCAACAGCCGACUCUUACCCCACAACGCAUGAGCAGAUACCCGAGCCGCAGGACACACAGAACUUCCUAGAUAACAAGUUCACUGCUUCCCAAGCUACGCAAUGGAUCGACUUGUAUGACCCAGCAACGAACAACCUCGUGACGCGCGUGCCGCAGUCGACGGAUGCAGAGCUCAAAGCCGCGGUUGACAGUGCCGAGAAGGCCUUCCCCGCGUGGCGGAACACGAGCUUACUGGCCAGGCAGCAGAUUAUGUUCAAGUUCGUCGCGCUGAUCCGCGAGAACUGGGACAGGCUGGCGGCUAGCAUCACGCUGGAGCAGGGCAAGACGUUUGCUGAUGCCAGAGGAGAUGUGCUGCGUGGUCUGCAAGUGGCUGAGACUUCAUGCGGCAUCACGACGCAGCUGACGGGCGAGGUGCUGGAAGUCAGCAAGGACAUGGAGACGAGGAGCUAUAAGGAGCCAUUGGGUGUCACGGCGGCUAUCUGCCCCUUCAACUUCCCCGCCAUGAUCCCUCUUUGGUCAAUCCCAAUUGCAACUGUGACUGGUAACACUAUCAUCGUCAAGCCUUCCGAGCGUGACCCUGGUGCCAUGAUGAUCCUGGCCGAGCUCUGUGAAAAGGCCGGCUUCCCUCCCGGUGUCGUCAACGUGAUCCAUGGCUCGGCCAAGACCGUCGACUUCAUCCUUGACGAGCCGCGCAUCAAGGCAAUCUCUUUUGUCGGCAGCAACAAGGCCGGCGAGUACAUCUACAGCCGGGCCUCGGCCAAUGGCAAGCGCUGCCAGGCCAACCUCGGCGCAAAGAACCACGCUGCGGUGCUGCCUGACGCCGCCAAGAACCACGCGAUGAACGCCAUUGCUGGCGCGGCCUUUGGCGCAGCUGGCCAGCGCUGCAUGGCUCUCAGCACCGUCGUCUUGGUCGGUGAGACCAAGGACUGGGUGCCCGAAAUUGCGGAGAUGGCGAAGAAACUGAACGUCAAUGGAGGUUUCGAGAAGGGCGCGGAUCUGGGUCCUGUGAUCAGUCCCGAAGCAAAGAAGCGGAUUGAAGACGUUAUCAAGAGCGCCGAAGAGGAGGGCGCGACGAUUGUUCUGGAUGGACGUGGGUACAAGCCUGAGAAGUACCCGAACGGCAACUGGGUUGGGCCCACGCUCAUCGCCAACGUGAAGCCGCACAUGCGGUGCUACCGCGAAGAGAUCUUCGGACCAGUGCUAGUGUGCAUCAACGUGCCCACAAUCGACGACGCAAUCAACCUGAUCAACGCGAACGAGUACGGCAACGGCGUAGCCAUCUUCACGCGCAGCGGCGCGACGGCCGGCCGCUUCCAGAAGGAGGUCGAGGCCGGCCAGGUGGGCAUCAACGUGCCCAUCCCCGUGCCUCUGCCCAUGUUCAGCUUCACGGGCAACAAGCGCAGCAUUGCCGGCGGCGGCUCGAACACGUUCUACGGCAAGCCCGGCAUCAACUUUUACACGCAGACGAAGACGGUGACGUCGUUGUGGCGGAGUGAGGAUGCGUUGGCGACGAAGGCGAGCGUGAAUAUGCCGACGCAUUCGUAG